UAUGCUGGAGCAAGCAAGGCUUAUCCUGCAGAAAUGUGGUGGACUUCCCCUUGCAAUAUCGACUAUCGGUGGAUUCGUUUCCACUAAGCCAAAAACUGCUAAUGAAUGGAGGAAGAUGAGCGAUGGCAUUAGUAUUGAAUUGGAGAUGAAUCCUGAGCUUAGGACAAUAAAGACAAUUCUUAUGAGGAGCUAUGAUGGCUUGCCAUACCAUCUCAAGUCUGCUUUCUUAUACCUAUCCAUAUUUCAAGAAGACCAGAGAAUUAGGUGGGGUCGCUUGGCGGGGCGGUGGACUGCAGAGGGUUACUCAAGAGAUAUGCAUGGCAUGACUGCAAUUGAACUUUGUCGGAGGUACUUUGAUGAGCUCUUGGAUAGGAGUAUGAUUCUGCCAGGGGAAGGGACAAAGCAAUACAGUCAGAAAAUCAAUUCCUGCCAACUUCAUGAUAUGAUCCAUGAAAUAUGCAUCUCAAAGGCUAGGGAGGAAAACCUUGUUUUCACGCUGGAGGAAGGAUGUUGUUUGAGUGACACACAAGGUGCAAUACGUCAUCUUGUCAUUGGCAGCAACUGGAAAAGGGAUAAAGAUGUGCUGGAGAGCAAGCUAGACUUGUCAUACGUACGGUCAUUGACCGUGUUCGGAGAGUGGAGAUCGUUUUUCAUCUCUGACAAUAUGAGGUUCCUUCGAGUGCUUGACUUAGAAGACACACUGGAGUUAAAAGAUCAUCAUCUUGAUGAUAUCGGGCAGUUCCGUCACCUCAAGUAUCUUUCUCUUCGAGGAUGUCGGAACAUUUUAUGCCUGCCUGAUUCUUUGCGAAAUUUGAGGCACCUUGAAAUGCUGGAUAUUAGAGGUACACGUAUAUAUGAGUUGCCAACAACAAUCACCAACCUUCUGAAGCUACAGCACCUUCAUGCAGAUGAUCGUUUGGACCGUUUGCGUGUUAGGGGAGAGGAUGCCAUAGUUGAUAAGUAUCAACGUUACAUUGGUCGUAUUUCCACAUGUGAAAGAUGCAGCGUUUUGUUGUAUAAAGGUCAUGUUUUCUUGAGACCGCAAGUUUUAGAUGCCGGUUUGAACAGGUAUGAUAUAUUCAAUCUAUACCGCUUCCAGGAGAGGAGCCUAGAUGGCAUUAUUCUUCCCAAAGGGAUUGGUAAAUUGAAGACCCUUCAUGCACUAGGUGCUGUUGAUGUUUCCGGGAGAAACGGAAAUGCCACUAUAAAAGAGUUUGGAGAGCUUACUCAGCUGCGUAAGCUUAAAGUGGGUGGUCUGAGCUGCAGAAACAUCAAUAAGUUAUGGUCUGCCAUUGCUGGUCAUAAUCAACUUCAAUCUUUAUCAGUUAAAAUGGGUAACCCGCACUUAAUUUCUACUACUACCCCGCUACUGCUGCCUAUCCCCAUCCCCAAUCCUCUGCUCAUGUUAUUUGAUCUGCUCCGGUCCAUCUGCUGCUGUAUGUAG
This is a messenger RNA of Triticum dicoccoides, 1444 nucleotides long. Its product is annotated as disease resistance protein PIK6-NP-like. The record is from RefSeq and is a predicted model, not a curated record. The transcript has a single exon. The coding region runs from base 2 to 1444 and encodes 480 amino acids. Gene Ontology annotation, biological process: defense response to other organism. Lineage: Eukaryota; Viridiplantae; Streptophyta; Magnoliopsida; Poales; Poaceae. Gene Ontology annotation, molecular function: ADP binding.